UGAUAUAACAAGCCAUGAGUUUUCUGUGACUGUAGUUCUUGCCAGCUCCAGCCACAAAUUCGAUUCCUCUGAUUUGAUAGAACAUAGCUGGUCUUGGUGCGUCCUUGGGUUCUUCCUAAUACGUCUCAGCUCAGCUGCAAACCUGCGACGCAAUGGAUUCCAAGGCCAUGGCAGCAUUUGUGGCCAAUGAGAUUCCCCUAUUCAUGAAUCGAUCUCCUCCACAUAUGUCUCGACCAUCAGUGUGUAUCAAGUUGAUUCUGGGGUUGCUUUGGUUCAUCAUCCACUUAGCAAUCAGCCUUUUCAGUUUAUGGUCUCAUCUGAUCUAUAGUAUAGAAUGCUAUCUUAUUUCAUUUGGGCUGAUUCCAAAGUAUCGGAAAUUCCAACUGGAUAGACUCAAGUACUUGGCCGUUGUGGUAGAUAGCAGAGAAGCUAAAAAUGUUGCAAAGAUCGAUCAGCUCUUAUGUUGGCUCACAAAUAUUGGCGUAAAGUAUGUUUGUCUCUAUGAUAUUGAUGGAGUGCUGAGGAAAUCAUUUGCACCUACCAUGAAUGGCUCAAGAGAUGAGAGUUCAGGAAAUUAUCUUGAUGUGGGUGCAAAUAUGAAAGCAUUGACCUGUUGCCAUAAAGAGAUGGCUAUAGAAUAUAUUUCUGGUUCUGAUGGCAAGGAAGGGAUUGCUAAAGCAGCCAGCUUACUUUGCUCAACUUAUGUCAAAGGCAAUAGGGAUACUUGUGGAAAUGAUGAAAUAGUAUUUACAGAAGCUGACAUGUCUAGUGCAUUGAAAGCGAUAGGUUGUGGUGGACCAGAACCUGAUCUUCUUCUUGUGUAUGGCCCUGCUAGAUGCCAUUUAGGCUUUCCUGCAUGGAGAUUGCGGUAUACUGAGAUAAUGCAUAUGGGGCCGCUGAACUCAAUGAAAUAUGGCGCCAUUGUGAAAGCCUUCUAUAAAUUCUCAAAGAAAUACCAAAAUUUUGGUAAAUGAGAGCUGACAUUAAAAGAAGACCAUGAUAUGUCAUGUAGAAAAAUCCCCUCGUGGAGCUGGAAGCUUAACAAUAGUUUUUGUCCUUUUGUUAUUCAUGUUGUUGAUCACACUACUAGUAGUUAUACAAGCAAUAAUUCACAGAUAUCCACCUUGUACUUGCUUUUAGCAAUAUGUUGUAAAUGUCACUGCUGUAACAUACGGGAUAUUAUAUCCCAAAGUAAACUUGCUCCCGCGCUAUAAUGUUCAAUGAAACAAUUCUUGACCACACAA
This is a messenger RNA of Oryza brachyantha (malo sina), 1244 nucleotides long. RefSeq names its product dehydrodolichyl diphosphate synthase complex subunit NUS1. Gene Ontology annotation, molecular function: ditrans,polycis-polyprenyl diphosphate synthase [(2E,6E)-farnesyl diphosphate specific] activity. Lineage: Eukaryota; Viridiplantae; Streptophyta; Magnoliopsida; Poales; Poaceae. The coding region runs from base 153 to 974 and encodes 273 amino acids. The transcript is spliced from 8 exons. Gene Ontology annotation, cellular component: endoplasmic reticulum membrane; dehydrodolichyl diphosphate synthase complex. The record is from RefSeq and is a predicted model, not a curated record.